Caenorhabditis remanei is the source of this 618-nucleotide messenger RNA. RefSeq lists its product as uncharacterized. The record is from RefSeq and is a predicted model, not a curated record. Bases 1 to 618 code for a protein of 205 amino acids. The transcript is spliced from 3 exons. Lineage: Eukaryota; Metazoa; Nematoda; Chromadorea; Rhabditida; Rhabditidae.
AUGCUCAAAUCGAUUGCAUUCUGUGGAUCUUCUAACAUAGCUGCGCUAUUCGAGAACAACGUCAAAUUGGCGUCUACAACAACAGGAACUCACUUUGCCACAUUUGAGAUGAAUCAGUACUCGACAGAUGUCCACGGUUGUGAUGAUUUCUUAUUUGUAGCCAACCGUAAGCAAAGAAUGGGUCUUUUGGACUUGCGAACCUCCAAAAUGCUCCCGGUGAACCAGAUUAAUGUGGAUCAACACGAGAGUAUGACGUCGAGCUGCUACAAUGCGAACAACGAUAUUCUCUACGCAUCUAUCUGGAAUCCAACAACGAGACAAUCUCGAGUGGAAAUAGUCGACAGAAGAAACCCGCAAAUAACUACAAAUUUGCUUACAAUCAAAAGAUCCCCAAAAGAUCAAAAUGAUCCAAAAAAUGGUGGAAAUCGGUGGGGAUUCGGUUCUGCUGGAGGAUCGCAACGGACAAUGUUUGCUAUACGAGAUAAGAAGAAUGGACAAGCCUCGGUGGACCAUCGUCUCAAAGGAACCGAGCACAUCGAUCAAUGUAUCAUCGCAAUAUGUCUGUUUGGAGAGGCAAAAGAAUACGGUCCGUGUCGUGAAAAUUUGUUUUGGCAAUGA